CAUGAGAUCACUCUACUUUUUUACCUGCACUAGUUCCCUGAGACCCCUAGACGUUAGUCCUGCUACCUAUUAGUCCUGCUACCUGUUACAUCUUCCUAUUAGUCCUGCUUGUUAGCUUCAGCCGUUGCCUGUUCUCUGUCCCAUUAAGCUCAUUGGGACCAUUGCAGCGCGUCCGCGUGAUUCUUUCGAAAUCGUAGGCCACUGGGUUGCCAUCAGGCGGUUACCUGCCGUCACAAGCGGACCUCCAUUAUUAGGAACGGUUCACAUUUAUUGAUAAAAAAUGGCAUCGUCACUGCGCGUGGCCACUCAUAUGGCUGCUGCAUCUUGCUUCAACCAACGGCGUCACGCCUGCUCUCAGCAGCUUACAAAAGCCUCGGGCCUCUUCCACCCCCUUACAAACCGACGAUCGUCAAACAGCUUCAGACUAGCCGUUGGAGCCUCCCAGUCCUCCCGCGUUCAAUGCACUCACGUGCGCGAUGUGAACACGGAGGAACUCGAUCACCUCGUGACCGGCGAGCGAGACACGCCUCUGGUGAUCGACUUUUGCGCCGAUUGGUGCGGGUCGUGCGAUAUUCUGUCUGAGCAGCUUGAGGAGUUAGCGGAGGAGUACGAUGGUCGCGUGCGGUUCGUCCAAGUGAACACGGAUCAGGAGUACGACCUCGCAGAUCAGCUGGAGAUCCGUGGGUUACCGACCAUGGUGUUCAUGGGUAAAGACAAGGCCAAACGUGCCACUCGCAUUGAGGGCAUGCUUUCAGUUGACACCAUCAGGCAGCUGAUUGAUGACGUUGCUGAUCUCCAUAGCUAGAGAGAUUGACGAGCUACCGAAUAAAAUGGUUGGAAUGUUUAUAGCAGUAGUCUACCUGUUAUAUAUGGCUGACAUUGAUUCGGCAGGAAGGUCAAGAUGCGCCUAGAGAAUUAUGUGAAUGAUUGUGAUGUGUGAGGUCAUGGAAAACAUAUGUGCAGUACUA
Molecule: messenger RNA, 968 nt
Organism: Closterium sp. NIES-67
Lineage: Eukaryota; Viridiplantae; Streptophyta; Zygnematophyceae; Desmidiales; Closteriaceae
Source: the annotation of a GenBank genome assembly